AUGGCAAAAUAAUCCGGUUAAUGUCAUUCAAAAUUCCAGUCAUGGCAUCACUUUUUCGAAAAUUUCCCAUUCAAAAUCUCGGUAACUUCAUCAAAAGAAACAUUAAAACUGCCUGCCACAAAAAACAAACCAAAAAUUAUUUAAUCGUUAGACCAACUGUUGACGAUUAUGAACAAAUCUUAUGUCUCAUGCGUCGUGCUUAUUAUCCUGAAGAACCCACAUGUUGUUCCCUAGCAUUCAAACCCACAGUUGUUUUCGACGAUAUAACCAUUCAGUCUCUCAGUGAAGGUUACUCUUUGAUUGCCAAAUGUAAAUACAAUGGAGAUAUUUUGGGGGCGUGUAUUAACGAAACCAGUCACUGUUGGGAUCCCGAUAUUAAAGAUAGUCUUGCUUGUAAAGUCAGCGAUGUUAAAAGUCGACAAUUGUUACAUUUUUAUGCCUACAUGCAACGAGUCCCGGAUUUGUGGAGGAAGUACGGAGUUCAAAAAAUAUUUGAGCUUUGUUACAUGUUUGUGAGAAAAGACCAACGAGGCAAAGGCAUUGCGUAUGAUUUGACACUAAAGUCAAGACUUCUUGCAGCCGAUUGUGGAUUUCCUCUAGUCAGAAUAGAUGCGACUAGUUAUUAUACAGCGAAAUUGUGUGAGAAAAUGAAAUUGAAACUGGUCGAAGAAAUCCCCUAUUGCACGUAUGUGGGUGCCGAUCAAAGACCUAUUUUUAGACCUCCUGAUCCUCACAAGUCCGUCAAAAUCUACGUCGAUGAUGAGCCACAAAAAAACGCUUUACUAUUAAAAAAAUAGACUUUUUUCAAAU
Messenger RNA from Tribolium madens (black flour beetle), 810 nucleotides. RefSeq lists its product as uncharacterized. Gene Ontology annotation, molecular function: N-acetyltransferase activity. The transcript has 4 exons. The coding region runs from base 21 to 797 and encodes 258 amino acids. NCBI's taxonomy places the organism in Eukaryota, Metazoa, Arthropoda, Insecta, Coleoptera, Tenebrionidae. The record is from RefSeq and is a predicted model, not a curated record.